AGUCCAAUUGUAAUGAUGGCUUUACUGUUUGUAAAUUAAUUAAAUCAAAACUCUUUGGCUUUGGCUCUGCAAAUCAUAAUGAAGGAGGCGGGAUUAGGGGGCUCUGCCUGGGAAGCGAAACUCAGGGCAGCAUUUCCCAGCAUGCACCACGAAAGAUUACUGUUAGCAAACAUGACAUCAAGCUAGCGAGGUAAAUGUCAACCGAAGAGAAAAACAAGAGUUGAAUGAGAAGAUUUUGACGGAGGUAAGUCGCAACAACACACCGCUAUGUGUCUCCGUAAACAUCCAGCGUUAGUUAACUGCUUUUUACUUCACUGACUGACAUCAUGUCCGCAGCAGGGCGACAUGCUGUGACUGCUCGGUGUCCUCCAGGAGCAGCAACAAUGUUGCCCUCAACCAGCACCUUGGUCAGGUCUGCUGUUAAGCUGCUGCCGCGGCGAAAUUGGGGUCGAGGAUGUGUCUGGUGCCCGUGCAGAAACAUUUCUGUGAAACCAGGAGGGUUGAAACCAAAGACAGUUCCACCUCGGUACCUGGGCCAGCCCAGCCCUUAUACUCAUCCACACCUCAUCAAACAUGGUGAGGUGACUCGAGGCUUGAGCCAGACAGAAUACGAGCUCCGCAGACACCGGCUGACCUCACUUAUCGAGGCCCAUUCAGACAGGCUGGGACCCUCUGCCUCCUCUAGCACCCAUGUGGUCAUCGUGUUGUCCCAUCCAACCCGCUUCAUGACCAAUGACAUCCCUUACCCCUUCCACCAGAACCAGGAUUUUCUCUACCUCAGUGGCAUCCUAGAGCCUGACAGUGCUCUGGUUCUUUAUGGGAAAGGACGACCAGACCAGACCAUCUUGUUUGUCCCCCGCAGAGACCCGGGGAGAGAGCUGUGGGACGGGCCUCGUUCAGGGAAGGAUGGGGCGGCUGCUUUGACUGGCAUAGAGAGAGUUCAUUGCACAGAAGAACUAGGUGUUGUGCUCAAGAGCCUUAAAGGCACUGUGCUGUGGUACAACAGUUCUCAGCCCGCCCACCCUCGGCUCCACCAGACUCAUGUGGGUCCCGUGCUGGAGGCGGGGUCGAUGCCGCACUCUCUCAGGCCCCUCAUACACUCUCUUAGGGCCGUCAAGAGCUCAGCAGAGGUAGCGCUCAUGCAAGAAGCAGGUCACAUCACAGCACAGGCUUUUAGGAGGACGAUGGCUCUGUCUCAAGGAGAUGUGGAUGAAGCUGUGCUCUUUGCUAAGUUUGAUUUUGAGAAUCGGAUCCAUGGCGCCAACUUCCUGGCUUAUCCCCCUGUUGUUGCUGGUGGGAAUCGAGCCAAUACUCUGCACUACAUAAACAACAACCAGAUUAUCAAGGAUGGAGAAAUGGUGCUGCUAGAUGGUGGUUGUGAAUACUUUGGUUACGUCAGUGAUAUUACUCGAACGUGGCCAGUAAAUGGAAAGUUCAGUCCUGCCCAGGCAGAGCUGUACGAGGCCGUCCUGGAGGUCCAGCGUUCCUGUUUGUCUCUGUGCUCAGCGGGCGUCAGCCUUGAUCACAUCUACAGCACCAUGCUGGCUCUGUUGGGACGACAGCUCAGGAGGCUAGGCAUCGUCAAGGCCAGCACCAGCGACGCUGAUGUGUUAAAGGCUGCACGACGGUACUGCCCCCACCACGUUGGCCAUUACCUGGGCAUGGACGUCCACGACACUCCUGAGCUGUCCCGGUCACAACCUCUACAGCCAGGAAUGGCCAUCACCAUCGAACCAGGGCUGUACAUCUGUGAGGACAAUGACCAGGUGCCAAAGCGUUUUCGCGGCCUGGGGGUCAGGAUUGAGGAUGAUGUGGUGAUCCAAGAUGAGGGAGGCCCUCUGAUUCUGUCCUCUGACGCACCCAAGUCCGUCCCUGAUGUAGAGAAGGCCUGUGCCCAGAGAUAGGGAAGGGAGAGACAGACAAGUGACCAAAUGAGCCACGGCAUUCAUGGCAGGCAGUGUGUCACCCUUUUUCGACCGUCUCCACGGUGGUGACAUCAUCAAGCUCAGGGCCCAGGUACAUGAAAGGUGGGGGCACACAGCAACUUGCAUCAAGGCCUCAAAAAUGUAGAAAUCUGGUGUGGAAGAUCGUUAAUAUUUGUUGUCUACGCUAAACGUUUAAAAAAAACAGUUUCAUGUUUGUGAAUGAUUAUGAAGAGCUCAUCAACAAUAAAGCGCGGAUUUAGUUGUGUGUUAGGCUGCAUUCACACCAAAUUCGGCGUUGGGUAGUGCGCCCAAUUGGGAGCGCUUAAAGGACCAAUCUGUGUCACCAUUGUGUUCACCGGGGUGCUAGCUUUUAGCCAUGCUGCUAGUAUUCCAGGUCCUACAAGUGUUUCUCCUUCUGUAUCAACGGAUU
Etheostoma cragini (Arkansas darter) is the source of this 2355-nucleotide messenger RNA. It is a transcript of the gene xpnpep3, whose product is annotated as X-prolyl aminopeptidase 3, mitochondrial. NCBI's taxonomy places the organism in Eukaryota, Metazoa, Chordata, Actinopteri, Perciformes, Percidae. Gene Ontology annotation, cellular component: mitochondrion. Gene Ontology annotation, molecular function: manganese ion binding; metalloaminopeptidase activity. The record is from RefSeq and is a predicted model, not a curated record. Bases 327 to 1904 code for a protein of 525 amino acids. The transcript has 11 exons.